AUGCUGGUUCAAGUGGAGUGCAAGGGUGUCCUGAAAUGGGUUCGGGUACCAAUGAAGGAAGACCACUAUGAUUACUUUCAAUUCAUUCAAGAAGUUUCAGCUAAAUUCAACCUGAUAAAUGAAUCUGAUGUGGCCCUGAAAGACUCAUCAAGAGUUGAUGUAGAUGCUGACAUUUUUGAUGAGUUGGUGAGAUCUGCUGCAGUGUCUUUCAAGGUGUUCACUGGGGAGUCUGCUGAGAAAGAGGUUUCUGAGGCUUCCUUCUGCUCAGAUGAGGGGUCAUCCUUAUCCAGUGUGUCUGUGGAGUCAUUCUCAUCACUUGACUCUGCAGCGAAAGAUAUGGUCUAUGUAGCUCUACAUCAAAAACCUGGAGGUGAAGACGUAUUGAAAGAGUACAACAUGACCAAAGGCCUUUCUGAUCAAACGAGAAGGAAACUCGUUAACAUCCUGGUGGCUGAUAUGAUUGAGAGUCAUGGGAGAGUCCCACCGCUCAAUGUCCGUGUGUCCUAUGCCCUUGGAAUAGUCACCCUUUUUCCCAAUUUGAAGGAUAAGGCGUCACCAACUGGUUAUGAACAUUACUAUGAUCCUCGCAGUGGCCAAGGUUUGAUUAACCAAGACUUCACGUUGUUGUUGGGAGAGGACACUUCAGGAAAGUUUAUUUCAAAAUGGCCAACAUUCUACAAACCGAGGAUCAUCAGUGUCUGCAAAUGCCUUCGCCCUGGUCCCCAUGUGGAUGACCUUCUGUCUGCUCAAGAGGGAUCUAAUGAUUAUGGAUGGGACAGUGACUUGGCCGCUAUCCUACUCCUGGUUCAUCUCCUGCCUCCAACCAAGAAGGGGAAAAAAUUUGGGAGAAUCAGUGCAACUGACGCCACUGACCAUGUGGUCAAGUUCAUGAAGGUCGGGACGAGCAUGGUGACACUGGUGCACCUGUCUCAAUACUCUCCCCACUCGGCGUUCACGAGCACGUACUCCAAUGGACGUCAAAUAUCCAGUCAUAAACUUUCGUCCAUAUGA
Molecule: messenger RNA, 1011 nt
Organism: Knipowitschia caucasica
Lineage: Eukaryota; Metazoa; Chordata; Actinopteri; Gobiiformes; Gobiidae
Source: the annotation of a GenBank genome assembly